GUAUAUGUAAAUACAAAUGUAUCGAUAACUCAUACAAACGGUGUUGUGCUCAUUUUUAUGUACAAAUCAUACGCCAGCAAAUGUUAAAAUUAUUCACAUAGCCAAUAAAAACUUGUAAUUAAUCUAAUAUUGCGCUCCGAAAAUUAAUUUUUUACAUGUAAUAGAAAAUAUGGCAGGAAUUUGCAAAAAAAAAAAUUGAUUGAAAUAACUAAAAAUCUACUCGCAGGAUACUUCGUUCACUAUUUUAAGUUAUCGAUUAAUUGUUUUCAUCGCAACAUCAUCUGCUAUUUAUUGAAUAAAAGAAAUUGGGUUUCAGCUUCUGUUUACCUAACUAACUAAAAACUCAGUUUCGUGACUGAAAAUGUUGCGCAGCUUGUGUAGUCGUUUGGAGCCACACAGCUUGGUGUGUGCCUUCACGCGUGGAAUGUCGGCAUAUCCGCCACAUUAUAUUGAAGCAAUAUUCUCGAAAAAGAAGCAGCUGAACCUUAAAGAAACCAAUGAGUACAUCAAGUUGUCACAUAUGCCAAUUAAAGCAGCGCGAAAUGAUGAAUCUGAAUCGAUAUUUUACAACGAAUUGGUAAACAAAAUGGUGAAUUAUAUAACAAAAGGUGGCAAUAAGAAGCUAGCCAGAGAAUUGUUAACCAAAUCAUUUGAAUGUAUGAAGCGCGUCCAGAUCGAGCGCAUGAACUUGAAUCCUGAUGUCAAAAACACGAUAAUUGCCGAUCCGGAACAAUUGUUGAUUAAGGCAAUUGAAAAUAGCCGGCCACUCUUACAGUUGACCGCAAUCAAACGCGGCGGCGUCAAAUAUCAAGUGCCCAUCCCAGUGACUGAAAAACGAUCAUAUUUUCUAGCUAUGAAAUGGAUACUGGAAGCAGCCAGAGAAAAGGAGCGAAAAGUGCAUUUACCAGAAAAGUUGGCAUGGGAAGUAUUAGAUGCGGCUUACAAUCAAGGACGUGUGGUGAAAAAGAAGAAUGAUCUGCAUCGACAAUGCGAAGCUAAUCGCGCUUAUGCUCAUUACAGAUGGAGUUAAAAAGUUGUUUGUUGAGUAGUAUUAUAACAAAAUGUGGUGCUUUAUGUAAAACACAAAAUAAAAUAACAAAAUUUAUGAAUAUGUA
Bactrocera oleae (olive fruit fly) is the source of this 1115-nucleotide messenger RNA. RefSeq names its product mitochondrial ribosomal protein S7 (gene mRpS7). Lineage: Eukaryota; Metazoa; Arthropoda; Insecta; Diptera; Tephritidae. The record is from RefSeq and is a predicted model, not a curated record. Gene Ontology annotation, molecular function: mRNA binding; structural constituent of ribosome; rRNA binding. Gene Ontology annotation, cellular component: ribosome; mitochondrial small ribosomal subunit. Gene Ontology annotation, biological process: ribosomal small subunit assembly; translation.